UCUAUUUGUCUAUACUAAAUUCCAAGAAGGCCAACCACAUUAUUGAAAAUUCCCAUCAUGUCCUAAAACAUUUGGGCUGUGCCACUGCCAACCCCUCUCUAGAUCGGAGACGAUUCAUUCAUUGUUUCUAUAAGGAUCAUAUGGAGAAAGACAAGGUUACAGAAGAAAAGGAGGAGGUAGUGGAAGAAGAAGAAGCAGAUGCAGUUGAGCUGGUUCUGUUUCAAGUCUCGGAAUGCUAUGUUUACAUGAUACCUCCACGGAUUUCUGCAGCUUCUUACAGGGCUGAUGAAUGGAAUGUCAACAAAUGGACGUGGGUAGGUACUUUAAAAGUUAUUACUAAAGGAGAAGAAUGCAUUAUCCGGUUGGAGGAUAAGACAACAGGUGAGCUGUAUGCUCGGGCAUUUUUGAGAGAUGGCGAACCGCAUCCUGUGGAGGCUGUUAUUGAUAGCAGCAGAUAUUUCGUUCUUCGGGUUGAAGAGAAUAUUGAUGGGCGCCUUCGCCAUGCUUUCAUUGGGAUAGGAUUUCGAGAAAGAUCUGAAGCAUAUGACUUCCAAGCUGCUCUUCAUGACCAUAUGAAGUAUCUGAAUAAGAAGAAAACUGCAGAAGAGAUGGAGCAUCAAUACCAGCAUUCUUCUUCAGUCGAUUACAGUUUAAAAGAUGGGGAGACCUUAGUGCUUCAGCUCAAGAAAAAAGAAGGUGGCAGCAGCACAAGAUCCCAGUUUUUCGAGCAGAAAUUGAGUAAUCUUUCUUUGGAUGAUAAGUCUAAAAACAAAGAAACCUCAGUAAGUAUCAAACUGCGCCCUCCUCCUCCCCCACCCCUCUCACCCGUUGAUGCUCCGGAUAGGUCUCCAUUAGGAAUUUCCCCGGAAGCUAGCCCAGGCAAAUCUUUUGAAAACGAGGAAUCACCUGGGGUAGAAAAAUGUCAAGAAGCAGAAGCCCCCGAUAAGAAAGAACAACACGAUGCACCAGAUGAUGAUUUCGGGGAUUUUCAAGCAGCCAGGUAGUGGGGAUGCCAAGAGAGGUUUGCUUGUACUUGAAUAAUGCCAGUUCUUUACCUUUAACUUAGGUGUCGGAGCUUCGUCCUGCAAAUCUUUGGGAGAGUAUGAUCUUUUGCAGUGAGGUUUCGCCUUCCGAUACUACUGUUACUUUUGUGUGUGGAAGUCUUGUGUUGUGUAUAUUCAUUUGUGUCCUGAUCAAACUGGUGCAUUUUUAGAUCUUGCUUUUAGCUACACUCUCCAUCAA
This is a messenger RNA of Salvia miltiorrhiza (redroot sage), 1242 nucleotides long. RefSeq lists its product as uncharacterized. Gene Ontology annotation, cellular component: membrane; clathrin vesicle coat. The record is from RefSeq and is a predicted model, not a curated record. Lineage: Eukaryota; Viridiplantae; Streptophyta; Magnoliopsida; Lamiales; Lamiaceae. The coding region runs from base 141 to 1004 and encodes 287 amino acids. The transcript has 9 exons. Gene Ontology annotation, biological process: endocytosis.